Messenger RNA from Hydatigera taeniaeformis, 921 nucleotides. The record is from the annotation of a GenBank genome assembly. NCBI's taxonomy places the organism in Eukaryota, Metazoa, Platyhelminthes, Cestoda, Cyclophyllidea, Taeniidae.
CCGGACGACCAUGGGAUAGCUGUUGCAAAUUUUCCUCUUCCCUCAACCUCCGGUGGAUACACACGUGGGGUUUUGAUAUCACUGAUUUUGGAUCUUGUCAAAGCUGUUGGCAUUGUGUUUGCACUCUCCUUCAUCUCCUCCUCCUUCUCCACCUUCGUAAUUCGUGAGCGACAAUGCGGCUUCAUGGCAAUGCAACUGCUGGCUGGACAGAGUCGAGUGGUCUAUUGGGGCAUGUCCUAUCUGUGGGAUUUCGUCUCCAUCAUCGUCCCCAUCACCAUCAUCGUAAUUGUCUUUGUUAUCUUUAAUGAACAGGCCUACAUUGGAAGAGAUCAUGUUGGAGCCUUUAUCGUCCUCAUGCUAAUCUACGGUCUUGCAAUCACUCCUCUGAUGUACUGCUUCACAUUUGCCUUUCAUGUUCCAUCGGUGGCGUUUGUUACCUUACUUGCAAUUAACAUAAUAAUUGCUACGAUUACAGCUGUGAUAUAUCACAUGCUUGACCUCAUAUCCUAUGAGAAUCCCAGUGUUGAAGUAGCUGUUCAAGUGUUGGACAAAGUUUUCCUCAUCUUUCCUCAAUUCGCUUUCUGUCGGGGGUUGUAUGAGUUGGCCAAGCGCUACACCAUUCGUCAACAGGGAUUGGAGCAUCUCAUUGAUGCCUACGGCAUCUUUGACUGGCGUGCAUUGACAGAAAAACUUGUUGCAAUGCUAAUUGAAGCGGUAGUCUUCUCGGGCCUGGUUCUACUCAUCUCUUACACCAGUGGAACCGGCAUAUGCGAGAAAUGUUGGAGGCGUUUGAAGAAGACGCGGAUAACCAUGGCAAGCGGUCUCGAUGAUGACCCCAGAUCAACAAUCAGCGACGAUGUCAUGGAGGAGAUUAAACGUGUUGAAAAUGUAAGUCCACUAAUUUACUUACCCAGUCUGUAA